AUGAAUAUCAAUAUUUACAAUUCUUCAACAUUUAUAGAUCUCAUUCCAAAUGACUUCAACCAAAAACAUACUAUAUCCUCAUUGAAUAAAAUAAACUCUAAAAAACUCAACAAACAGAUAUAAUCAACUUCUGAUUUUGCUUCUUCAUCUUGUCUAUAAAUGCUUACAAGUGCAAGUACUAACCGUAAAUUUAUCAAGCCAAAUACUGACAUGUAUAAAUUAGGCUAAUAAUUUUUAAAACACAAAAAGGAAAAACAACAAUAAUUGAUACAUUCAUUAGAAGCUUAAUUUUAACAGUCAUGUCCAUUUUCACCUUAAAUUACAUACAAUUCUCGAAUCAUUGCUUCUAUGUCUAAAAGUACUUUAGGUAGGAGAAGGCAAUCAUCUGAAUUAAUUGAUACUUAAUCUAUUAAGUUACAAAAAGAAAUGGAAGAAUGCACUUUUUCUCCUUAAAUUUUAAGAAGAAAUCUUGAUAUUUUUGAUAGAUCAUCACCAUUUUAUUUUAGAUAAAUUGAUUGGAAAUAAAAUCUUUAAGAAAAAUUACAAGCAAAUAGAUCAUAAAAUUAAACUUAAUUAACAAUUUCAUAGAAUAUACAAAUUAAUCCUAAAUAAUUGGAUUUAAGAGCUAGUCAUGCUCUUAAGAAAAAUAUUGCUGCAAAAUAUCUAAGAUAAUCAUUGAAUGAUAUUUGA
Paramecium primaurelia is the source of this 690-nucleotide messenger RNA. The record is from the annotation of a GenBank genome assembly. Lineage: Eukaryota; Ciliophora; Oligohymenophorea; Peniculida; Parameciidae.